Messenger RNA from Eruca vesicaria subsp. sativa (arugula), 2395 nucleotides. The record is from the annotation of a GenBank genome assembly. Lineage: Eukaryota; Viridiplantae; Streptophyta; Magnoliopsida; Brassicales; Brassicaceae.
CGUCUCUCUCUUCUCUACGCUUAUUCCUUCCUCUUUGUGGCGUAGAUUUAUAGAGAGAGAGAAAAGGAAAAAAAAAAGUAUCUCAAAUCUCUCCAGUUCAGAGAAUUUGAUCGAUUCCACAUUCGUUUCCUCUAUCGCAACACUCGAAAUCAGAAGCUUUUGAUUGCUAUGGCUGCUACUGCUCCUUCCGCAGUCCGUUACGCACCUGAGGAUCCUACUCUUCCCAAGCCUUGGAAGGGCCUUGUCGAUGAUCGAACGGGUUACUUGUACUUUUGGAAUCCUGAGACCAACGUUACUCAAUAUGACCGACCUACUUCCUCUCAACCUCCAAAUUUGGCUCAAGUUCCUGUAAGCUCCUCCGUUCAGGUUGCCUCUUCUGUACCGAAUGGUAGCUAUGCUCCUGCCAAGGAUGAUGAGAAGUACAGUAGAGGUAGUGAAGGUGGGCCUAGGCGCUCCAGGUUUAGCGAGAUUGACAGGAGUGCGUAUAUGAAUGGUGGUGCCAAUGGACUUGGGAAUUCUGCAUACCCUGCCUCUGCAGGAGGUCUUCCUCCUUCAUCUGAUUCAGGAAAUGAUAUUUCUCCCGAGGCAUAUUGCCGCCGCCAUGAAAUUACCGUCAGUGGGAGCCAAGUACCAGCACCUCUAAUGUCCUUUGAAACUACUGGUUUUCCUCCUGAGCUUCUGCGUGAGGUACUUAGUGCAGGUUUCUCUGCUCCAACUCCAAUUCAAGCUCAGUCGUGGCCAAUUGCCAUGCAAGGUAGGGACAUUGUUGCCAUUGCUAAAACUGGCUCGGGAAAAACUUUGGGUUACUUGAUUCCUGGUUUUAUGCAUCUUCAACGCAUCCGGAAUGAUUCGCGAAUGGGCCCAACAAUCUUGGUAUUGUCUCCAACCAGGGAGCUGGCCACACAAAUCCAAGCCGAAGCUGUUAAAUUUGGGAGGUCGUCAAGAAUUUCGUGCACGUGCUUGUAUGGUGGUGCACCCAAGCCUCCCCAGCUGAGGGAGUUGGAAAGAGGAGCUGAUAUCGUGGUUGCAACUCCUGGACGAUUGAACGACAUUCUUGAGAUGAGGAGAAUUAGUCUGCGUCAAGUAUCUUAUCUUGUGCUAGAUGAGGCAGAUAGAAUGUUGGACAUGGGGUUCGAACCGCAAAUAAGGAAGAUUGUGAAAGAGAUUCCCACUAAGCGUCAAACGCUCAUGUACACAGCUACAUGGCCAAAGGGAGUCAGGAAGAUUGCAGCGGACUUGCUUGUUAACCCUGCUCAGGUCAACAUUGGUAACGUUGACGAGCUUGUGGCUAACAAGUCGAUCACACAGCACAUCGAAGUGGUAGCACCAAUGGAGAAACAGAGGAGGUUAGAGCAGAUAUUACGGUCUCAGGAACCAGGCUCGAAGGUGAUAAUAUUCUGCUCAACCAAAAGGAUGUGCGACCAGCUAACUCGCAGUCUGACCCGCCAGUUUGGAGCUGCUGCCAUACAUGGAGACAAGUCACAGCCUGAGAGAGACAAUGUUCUGAAUCAAUUCCGCAGUGGCAGGACUCCGGUUCUUGUCGCAACUGAUGUUGCUGCUCGUGGACUGGACGUUAAGGACAUUAGGGCGGUCAUAAACUAUGAUUUCCCCAAUGGAGUGGAAGACUAUGUUCAUAGAAUCGGAAGAACAGGAAGAGCUGGAGCGACUGGUCAGGCAUUCACAUUCUUUGGCGAUCAAGACUCGAAACAUGCUUCGGAUCUGAUCAAGAUUUUGGAAGGAGCAGACCAGCGAGUUCCUCCUCAGAUCCGUGAAAUGGCUGCACGUGGUGGUGGUGGUGGAAUGAACAAAUUCAGCCGUUGGGGUCCUCCCGGAGGUCGUGGUGGCAACUCUGGUUAUGGUGGCAGAGGUGGCAACUCUGGUUAUGGUGGCAGAGGUAGCGACUCAGGUUAUGGUGGCAGAAGUAGCUUUGGUUCACGUGACAGUGGAAUGGGAAGUAGAAGCAGCAAUGGAUGGGGAAGAGAGCGUGAAAGGAGUCGGAGCCCGGAGAGAUUCAACAGAGUUCCACCACCGUCUUCUACUGGAUCUCCUCCUCGCAGCUUCCAUGAAUCCAUGAUGAAACACCGAUAAACGGCAAAAAGAUACAAGAAAAAGCUGCAGCUCCCCAAUUGAAGAAGAAUGUGUUCGAGUGUUUCUACAUUUGACAUUUAUAUAUACUUUUUUGGCCGGUGAAGAACCUAAGUGACUAGCAAGACACUCUAAGCCCCCAUAAAAAACUAAAAAUGCUUGUUUUCUUUAUAUAGUUUUUUUUUUGUAUUUCUUUAUACUCAAAGUUUGUUGUUUAGUUAACGUAAAACUUUAUAUCUAAACAUGAUAAUCACUUCAUAUGUUUGUUAAAACCUCGACCUCUACGGCUCUACUUCGACGGCUAUUCAGA